UGUCGCACACAGCUUCCGGUCGGAGGGGAAGAGAUCAUUAAGCUAGCUGAGUCUGAUCGCGCAGGCGGGAAAUCGCACGGAUUCGGGAGGCUUUUGUUAUUGAUUCCUUCAGGAGGAGGCGCCAGGCUUUAACGUGUGCGGAAACACAAAAGCACGGAUCGUGUAUAGACCCGGUCUCUGGGCACAAAGAUGGGGGACGAAAUUAUCCGUAUCGCUAAGAAGAUGGAGCGAAUGGUGCAGAAAAAGAACACGGUGGGGGCUUUAGAUUUAUUAAAGGAACUUAAAAUCCUUCCAAUGACUCUUGAACUUCUUCAGUCAACCCGCAUUGGUAUGUCUGUAAACUCAAUUCGAAAACAAAGUACCGAUGAAGAUGUGACCUCCCUUGCAAAGUCACUCAUCAAAUCCUGGAAAAAAUUAUUGGAUGGUCCUUCUUCUGAUAAGGAACCUGAAGAAAAGAAAAAAGAGCAACAACCACCGUCACAGAGUAGUCCAGAGGCUAGAGAAGAAAGCAGCAGUUCCAGCAGCAAUUCAAGCAGCAAAAAGGAAGAGGGUCCAAUGCGAUCUGACGGCAUUGUUUCUUCAUUUCCACGAGCUCCCAACACUUUAGAUUCUGUAAGACUGAAAUGCAGAGAGCUUAUAGCUACAGCACUCAAAACAGGAGAUGACUACAUCACUAUUGGUGCAGACGACGAAGAGCUGGGCGCUCAAAUUGAGGAAGCAGUAUUUCAGGAAUUUAAAAAUACAGAUGCAAAGUACAAGAACAGAGUGAGAAGUAGAAUUUCAAACCUCAAGGAUGCAAAAAACCCGAACCUGAGAAGAAAUGUCCUUUGCGGAAACAUUUCUACUGAGCAUUUUGCUCGAAUGACAGCUGAGGAAAUGGCAAGUGAUGAGUUGAAAGAAAUGCGUAAAAACUUGACCAAGGAAGCCAUACGGGAGCAUCAAAUGGCUAAGACUGGCGGAACAGAGACUGAUCUCUUCACUUGUGGCAAAUGCAAGCAGAAGAAUUGUACCUACACUCAGGUCCAGACACGCAGUGCUGAUGAACCUAUGACCACAUUUGUUUUUUGUAAUAUUUGUGGAAACCGUUGGAAGUUCUGCUAAAUGAAGGAUUUAUAGUGAUAUCUGAAAUGGAGUGGAAGCAACAACUUUGUAAUUAGGCUUCAAAAGUAGCUGUCUGCUAAGAAGAGGAUUUACAGCUUGGUUUUUAUUUCACAACCCCUUUUUUCCCCCUUCACAGAAAGAGGUUGCCACAUUUUUAUGGUGCCCAUUCAGAUUUUGCUUUUUGUUUUUAUAAUACAAUUAACAUUAAACUUUUAUCAGUAUAGGUGUGGCACAGUUUCCUUUUUGUGAAAAGACCAGAUUCAGUUUAGCUCUUUUUUUGAUCAUGGAAAAAAAAGCUAAAGGCUGCACUAUGAGCUUGUCUUUUAUUCUCUUUGCAUUUGAAAGGCUUACAGUAAAGACUGAGUUCAGGCACCGUUUUGUAAUAAAUGUAAAGUUGAAAGUCAAAGCGAACUGUAAAAUUUCACUAUUUUCUACCAAUUUGUUUAAUGCUUUACCGUCUGUAUUUGAUAGAUUCAAACUCGUAUGCUUUGUAAAUAUUAUUCUGCAAAUUUAAUUCUGAGAAACAAAUUACAUGGAUAAAAAAAAACGCCAUUAAAUUUCAAUCAAAUUUUUAUACUCCUGUUACCUUUUUAUAUAGUAAGUUAUUGUGCAUUGUCCAGUAUUUAGUGGGUUACAUAGCUUGUCUGUUAUUAAUUGGAAAGGGAAAUUAUUAAAGUUGGAGACCAUUCCAUUAUCCUCCCAAAACCAAAGUAUAUAUAGGAAUUUUAAUGGUUUUAUAAAAUGCAAGAUUAUGAGGUGUUCUCUAAUUUCCUUUUGUAAUUUUCACACACCAUGUAUGCUUUGCCCUAUUGUGACCAUCAAACUGAAUUUUACAUUUUUGUCAGAAUCUGAUUAAAACUGAUUAAUCACAGAAAA
Molecule: messenger RNA, 1977 nt
Organism: Bombina bombina (fire-bellied toad)
Lineage: Eukaryota; Metazoa; Chordata; Amphibia; Anura; Bombinatoridae
Gene: TCEA1
Product: transcription elongation factor A1
Exons: 10
Coding region: 190-1101 (303 amino acids)
Biological process (GO): transcription elongation by RNA polymerase II; DNA-templated transcription; positive regulation of transcription by RNA polymerase II
Cellular component (GO): nucleus
Molecular function (GO): nucleic acid binding; zinc ion binding
Source: RefSeq, a predicted model, not a curated record